AUGUCUAAAGUUUUACUUCUUGGAUCUGGUUUUGUUGCUCAACCUGUUGUCGACGUUUUGUCCGCUACUGAUGGUAUUUCAGUCACCGUCGCUUGUAGAACUUUGAACAAAGCUCAAGCUUUGGCCAAAGCUUCUGGUUCUAAUGCCAUCUCAUUGGACGUUUCCGAUCCAAAACAAUUGGACGCUGCAUUGGCUGACCACGAUUUGGUGAUCUCAUUGAUCCCAUACACUUACCAUCCAGCUGUGGUUCAAUCUGCUAUCAGAUUGAAGAAGAACGUUGUUACCUCUUCAUACAUUUCCGAUGCCUUAAGAGAAUUGGAACCUGCUAUCAAGGAAGCUGGUAUCACCGUCAUGAACGAAAUUGGUUUGGACCCUGGUAUCGACCAUUUGUACGCUGUCAAGACCAUUGACGAAGUGCACAAGGUUGGUGGUAAGAUCAAGUCGUUUGUGUCGUACUGUGGUGGUCUACCAGCUCCAGAAGAUUCUGACAAUCCAUUGGGUUACAAGUUCUCUUGGUCUUCAAGAGGUGUCUUGUUGGCAUUGAGAAACAGUGCUAAGUACUGGAAAGAUGGUAAGAUCGAGACUGUGUCAUCCGAAGAUUUGAUGGCCUCAGCUAAGCCUUACUUCAUCUACCCAGGUUACUCUUUCGUAUGUUACCCAAACAGAGAUUCCACUUUGUUCAAAGAAUUGUACCAUAUUCCAGAAGCUGAUACCGUCAUCAGAGGUACUCUAAGAUAUCAAGGUUUCCCAGAAUUCGUGAAGGCUUUGGUCGAUAUCGGUAUGCUAAAGGACGAACCAAACGAAUUGUUUGCUUCUCCACAGCCUUGGAACAAGGCUCUUGCACAAUACUUAGGUGCUGCUUCAGAAAAGAAAGAGGAUCUAAUUAAGGCCAUCGAUUCAAAGACACAAUGGAAAUCAGACGACGAUAGAGAAAGAAUCCUUUCUGGUCUUGCUUGGUUAGGUUUGUUCUCUGACAAGCCAUUCAACGCUAGAGGUAAUGUCUUGGACACCUUGUGUGCUACUCUAGAGGAAUUGAUGCAAUACGAAGAAGGUGAAAGAGAUUUAGUCGUCUUGCAACACAAGUUCGGUAUCGAAUGGGCCGACGGAACGACUGAAACUAGAACCUCUACUCUAGUGGACUACGGUAAGGUCGGUGGAUACUCCUCAAUGGCUGCUACUGUCGGUUACCCAGUCGCCAUCGCUACUAAAUUCGUCUUGGACGGUACCAUCAAGGGCCCAGGUUUGGUUGCUCCAUACUCUCCAGCUAUCAACGAUCCUAUCAUGAAGGAACUAAAGGAGAAAUACGGUAUUUACCUAAAAGAGAAAACCAUUGCUUGA
This is a messenger RNA of Kluyveromyces lactis, 1338 nucleotides long. It is a transcript of the gene LYS9, whose product is annotated as saccharopine dehydrogenase (NADP+, L-glutamate-forming). Gene Ontology annotation, molecular function: saccharopine dehydrogenase activity. Gene Ontology annotation, cellular component: cytoplasm. The record is from RefSeq and is a predicted model, not a curated record. NCBI's taxonomy places the organism in Eukaryota, Fungi, Ascomycota, Saccharomycetes, Saccharomycetales, Saccharomycetaceae. The coding region runs from base 1 to 1338 and encodes 445 amino acids. The transcript has a single exon.